AGAUAUAGAGGAACUAGGGACUGGUUUAAAAUGUCAGUCUCAAGUUCAUGAAGGAGGAGAAAGCUAAUUCAAAGAAACAAGCAGGCAAGCUUUCUUUCUCUGGAGGAAUUACUAACCUCUUCCCAUGGCUCACUUGGGAGCACAUUUUGCCUUCAGAUCCCGCUGGCAGAAGACAGACCAUGAGCUCUGUCGACAUAGCAUGUCUUUUAUCCUUCACAAAGCCAUUCGCCAUGACUUCUUUCAGAGCUAUCUCUUCCUUUUGGAAAAAAUUCCACUGGUGAAGCUGUAUGCUUUGACAAGUCAAGUCAUUGAUGGGGAGAUGCAGUUCUAUGCCAGAGCAAAACUUUUCUACCAAGAAGUGCCAGCCACUGAAGAGGGUAUGAUGGGAAAUUUCAUUGAAUUGUCCAACCCAGAUAUCCAGGCCUCUCGGGAAUUUCUUAGGAAAUUUGUUGGGGGUCCUGGGAAAGCUGGAACGGAGUGCGCCCUGGACUGUGGCUCUGGCAUAGGAAGGGUCAGCAAGCAUGUCUUGUUGCCCAUUUUUAACAGUGUGGAAUUGGUGGACAUGAUGGAAUCUUUCCUCCUGGAAGCCCAGAAUUACCUGCGUGUCAAAGGGGACAAAGUAGAAAGCUACCACUGCUAUGGCCUGCAGGAGUUCACCCCCCCACUGGGCAGAUACGAUGUUGUAUGGAUACAGUGGGUUUCCGGACAUCUGACAGAUAAAGACCUCAUUGCCUUCCUCUCCCGGUGCCGAGAUAGCCUAAAAGCCAAUGGCGUCAUCAUCCUCAAGGACAAUGUGGCUCGGGAGAGUUGUGUCUUCGACCUGGUAGACAGCAGCGUGACCCGUGACAUGGCUACUCUGCAGAGUCUCAUCCAGCAGAGCGGGCUGGCAAUACUGGGGCAGGAAAUGCAGGCUGGCUUCCCUGAGCAGUGUGUUCCAGUGUGGACAUUCGCCCUGCAUGGAGCUGCGCAACCUUGACCCACAAGAGAUAAUAUGGGCUGGGCCACAUAGUGGUACCUGGAAAGAGGCUCUGUCUUCUGAAUGUCCCUCGUCAUUCCUGCAGCGACAGAGAAAAAGGAUACUUGAAAGUCUGGAAUGACUCUGAAUGCAGCACGCGUGUAAGUUUCCACUAGUGAGUCCAUACACUGUACAUUUUCCAAAAGACUGACUGAGCAAAAUAUCUGGAAUCUCCUCUAAGAGACUGCUUGUGUACACCUACACAAAACCGGAUCUUGUAGCAAUGCUGACAAAUUCUAAACUACUUUGGGCUCUGAAGGUUAGAUUAGAAAGUAGUUGGGGUAUGUGGGGUUAAAGUCUAGACCCCUCUUCUCUGCCUUUAUGUUAUUUAUUCAUACAUCCUUACUCUUUGGAAUAGCUACUUCUUUUAAACAACAAUCUCUCCAUAAGGAAGAAAGCAUCAGUUGAAAUAAUACUAUGGAAAUGAGAA
This is a messenger RNA of Erinaceus europaeus (western European hedgehog), 1445 nucleotides long. It is a transcript of the gene NTMT2, whose product is annotated as N-terminal Xaa-Pro-Lys N-methyltransferase 2. Gene Ontology annotation, molecular function: N-terminal protein N-methyltransferase activity. The record is from RefSeq and is a predicted model, not a curated record. Lineage: Eukaryota; Metazoa; Chordata; Mammalia; Eulipotyphla; Erinaceidae. The transcript is spliced from 4 exons. Gene Ontology annotation, cellular component: cytoplasm. Bases 125 to 976 code for a protein of 283 amino acids. Gene Ontology annotation, biological process: N-terminal protein amino acid methylation.